Molecule: messenger RNA, 1210 nt
Organism: Staurois parvus
Lineage: Eukaryota; Metazoa; Chordata; Amphibia; Anura; Ranidae
Source: the annotation of a GenBank genome assembly
AUGUGGCAGUUGGUAACAGCGAUAUUAUUUAUACUCACGAUUAACGUACACUCCCUGGACCGGAAUAUCAGAAGUAUAGAUGGCGGAUUCUUCUAUACAGCAGACCCGGAAGCAUCAAUGAAUAUUAGUGAACUGAUCCGAUACAGGGGAUACCCCAGUGAGGAGUAUGAGGUGGUCACUGAGGAUGGUUAUAUUCUGAGCAUCAACCGAAUACCGCAUGGGAUCAAGUAUCCACCUACAGAUGGAAGACCAGUGGUGUUCUUGCAGCAUGGAUUGCUCGCAGAUGGCAGUAACUGGGUCACUAAUCUGGAAAACAAUAGUUUGGGAUUCAUCCUGGCUGAUGCGGGUUAUGACGUGUGGAUGGGGAAUAGCCGAGGAAACACUUGGUCCAGGAAACACAAGACCCUGUCACCUGCUCAGGAUGAGUUUUGGGCUUUUAGCUUUGAUGAAAUGGCCAGGUUAGAUCUCCCCGCUGUUAUCAACUUUAUCUUGCAGAAAACAGGCCAGGAACAGAUCUACUAUAUUGGUCAUUCUCAGGGUACCACAAUAGCCUUUAUUGCAUUUUCAAGCAUGCCUGAGCUCGCCAAGAAAAUCAAAAUGUUCUUUGCUCUUGCCCCUGUUGCUACCAUCAAAUUCUCCAGCAGUCCACUUGCAAAACUUGGAAUUUUCCCAGAAUUUGUUAUCAAGGACCUGUUUGGGAAAAAAGAAUUUUUUACCACAGUCGGAAUUUAUUAAGUGGCUUGCCAUCCACUUUUGUACCCAUGAAGUGGUGGAAGAGAUAUGUGGCAAUAUUUUCUUUAUUCUGUGUGGAUUUAAUGAGAAGAACCUUAACAUGAGCAGAGUAAAUGUGUACAGCGCACAUUGCCCAUCAGGAACGUCUGUAAAGAAUAUGAUCCAUUGGGCGCAGAGUGUGAAGUGCGGUGAGCUGAAGGCAUUUGACUAUGGUACUAAGGGUAACCUUGUUCAUUACAAUCAGACUACUCCACCUUUCUACAAUGUGAAGGACAUGAAGAUCCCAACUGCUCUGUGGAGUGGAGGCAAUGACUGGCUAGCUGACCGUAAGGAUUUGGCUUUGCUGCUCACUCAAGUCAGCGAUCUGGUCUACCACAAGGAGAUUCCGGAGUGGGAACAUCUAGAUUUCAUCUGGGGUCUGGACGCUCCAUAUAAAAUGUACAAUGAAAUAGUUCAGCUACUGAAGAAAGCCUCCUGA